Messenger RNA from Carassius auratus (goldfish), 1412 nucleotides. RefSeq lists its product as uncharacterized. The record is from RefSeq and is a predicted model, not a curated record. The coding region runs from base 26 to 1345 and encodes 439 amino acids. The transcript has 3 exons. Lineage: Eukaryota; Metazoa; Chordata; Actinopteri; Cypriniformes; Cyprinidae.
AGAGACACAAGCUGAUGCAGAGACGAUGGAGAGAACAGAGACAUCAUUUGAUGAGACGAUGGCUCAGAAAAACCUUAAGUGUCCAUUUCCUCCUAGCUUCCAACGUCCGUCCCCCGUCAGAUCUUCUGCUCUUCCUCAGAUUUUGCAGUCUGUGGAGGAACCAGAAGUUGAUACGGAGACAAUGGAGAGAACAGAGACACCAUUUGAAGAGACAAUGGUUCAGGAAGACCACCAAAGUCCAUUUCCUCAUGCCUUCCAUCAUCCAUCCCCCGUCAGAUCUUCUGCUCUUCCUCAGAUUUUGCAGUCUGUGGAGGAACCAGAAGUUGAUACAGAGACAAUGGAGAGAACAGAGACACCUUUUGAAGAGACAAUGGUUCAGGAAGACCACCAAAGUCCAUUUCCUCAUAGCUUCCGUCCUCCAUCCCUUGUCAGAUCUUUUGCUCUUUCUCAGAUUUCACAGUCUGUAGAGGAGACAAAAGUUUGUGCUAUGUCAGCGGUAGAACGUCAAAGUCUGUCUUCUGUCCACACCCAUCCUUCCUCGUCUGUAAAACUGCCCAAAAUUCAGACUCAAGCAAAGCCGUCACUUCAGAAGUCUGAGAAACCUGAGACUCACAAAUAUGAUUCCGCAGUCUCGGGCAGCAUUGAGGAGCAGUACAUGAAGAACAGCGAGGAGGACGGAGACAAACUGCUUCAUGCUAGCAUGAAAGACCCAUCGUUCAUAAUUGACAUCAAAGCUCAAGAAAACAACCUCCAGCAGCUGGAUCGAGCUUUUCAAAAUAACAACAUUUCCUCUGAAAUGUACAACCUGUGCAGAGGAACCGUCAAUCAGACACUUAAGAGUGUUGAGCUGCGUCUUGGAUGUCUUUUACGGAGAUACAUCAAACAUGUCCAAAUGAAGCAAUUAAGGAAGACGCUCGAUGGAAAUUUCAAGGCCACCAGAAAUUUAAGGGAUGGACUGGAGUUCAAAAAAGUCCAUUCUCAGCUCUGCAAGUUUGACCAUUUCCAGCAGAGUGUGAACAAAAUCUGGGACGCCAAGCAAGCCUCCACUGAUGAGACGCGAGAACUCUGCAUCGCACGGACGGCCCAUUUAUACCAGCAGGUGAACGCGGUGCAUGGCCUACAUCUGACAGGCAUAUCAUUUGUGCAAAGGCUUGUAUCACUGCCUCUGCUCACUGUGACACCCGUGCGGUUCAGCUCCAAUUUGUGUCCAUCUCCUCCUCGUGGACCACGAACUUCACCCAGCAGAGCCAGUCCAGCACGCCAUCCUCAAAUCCACCCCAAACCUCUGCACCACACGACCAGGAACACACCAGGCAGUUUCCUGAAGAUCAGUCACAUUCAAUAAUGAUGGCCAGUGUCAACAUAAUGGCUUGUAUCUGAACCCAAGAACAGAUUAUUGAAAUGUCACAAAA